AUGGCGGAAAUUCUGUCAGAAGAGCAAACGCAUACCACACCCGGGAUAUACGCUUUCCUGGGCCUGGCGACGCUACCGAGAUUUCAAACACAAGCCAAUCCGCUGCGCCUCCUGCCGCGCGAGAUUAUUGACCGCAUCGCGCGAUUCGCGCACCGUGAUACUUAUCUCGCCUACUGGGCCAUGACAGGACCUGUAGAGGACGCCCCGACGGAGAUGGACAUCAGUAGACUUGUCGACGAGGCCGACACUUGCCAGGGCUCUACAGCGAGCUCGGCGAGACUACACAUGGCCCGACCUCUACGUUCGGGCGUGCACUACGUCGAAGUCACGACAACGAGCGCGGGCUAUGGCACGCGCCUCAUGUUUGACGGGAUGGGGCCGUGGGGGUACAAUUUCGGGAUCCAGCUCGACUGCGACAUUAGGGCUGAGGAAGGCUCGAGAUGUGCGUGCUUCAUACAUUCAUAUGAAGAGUCCGGCGACUGCUUGCAGGUCAAAUCAUUCGGUGCCAACAGUUGGACGUGGAACAAGGAUCCGGUAGUGUUUGGCGUCCUUGUCGAUAUGGUCAGAGGCUGCGUGACGUAUCGUCUGAAUGGGUUAGAUGGACCGUGCAUGAAAUUUCCUGACUAUGUACGGAAGGCCCGGAUCUCGGUCGAUCGCCUUCCCGUAGCGGGCGACCGAGUCGUGCCUCUCGUCCUCUCGUGCGCGACUCCUCCAAUCCCAUCCUCUCUCCGUGCCGCGGCGGCGAAUCCAUUGACCGCGAAAGAGCACAUCGCCGCGGGUACGUUGGAGGACGUUAGCGACGAGAUUGACUUAGAUUACCACGACAACGUAGACGGCGUCGACAACGUCAAUGACUAUUAA
This is a messenger RNA of Pelagomonas calceolata, 861 nucleotides long. NCBI's taxonomy places the organism in Eukaryota, Pelagophyceae, Pelagomonadales, Pelagomonadaceae. The record is from the annotation of a GenBank genome assembly.